Magnusiomyces paraingens is the source of this 2367-nucleotide messenger RNA. RefSeq lists its product as uncharacterized. Lineage: Eukaryota; Fungi; Ascomycota; Dipodascomycetes; Dipodascales; Dipodascaceae. Gene Ontology annotation, molecular function: protein binding. The record is from RefSeq and is a predicted model, not a curated record. Bases 1 to 2367 code for a protein of 788 amino acids. The transcript has a single exon.
AUGCCAACAACCAUCAAUGAUCUACCUAUAGAAGUUCUCCGCAAUAUCUUCCUUUGCCUCGACCCUCCAUCUUUUCUCGCAGCUGCUCACACAUCUCGGCUUUGGCGUGCUGUUUCUCUAUGGCCUUACACCCUUUUCUGGCACAUUGACACCUGGCUUUCUGACCAGGAAGACCGCCAAGCCUUUUAUAGGCUCUACGACCAUAUAGUCUCCAGAAAUGAUAACAAUAUUGAUACCUGUGAUACCGACAGCCAAAGUAUACAAGACAAACCUCUAGAUUCUAAUAAUGAAGGUACCCUGAUAAAAACUAUCCCUUCACCCCCAACCCUUUCAGAAAGCGCAUCGUGCACUUCUUCAGCAGCUACUUAUUCUCGUUACACGGAAGCCCUCAAAGCCUUUUCUACAUUCAAGUCACCAUCACCAUCACUACUACUACAACAACAACAACAACAACCACAGCCCACUUCGCUGACCAUCCUACCGUCUAACUCUCAAAAUUUGGCUCUCGUCCAAUUCUACUAUAAACUUCUUCGUGCCCAGCUCAUAGGAAUCUCGGUCGUCCCUGCAUAUACUCUCAACCUUCCAGACCACUUUUUCUCAACACACGACCCCCAACCACUAUCCUCUUCAUCUACUCAAACACCAUCUUCCGAUAAGCUUCAUGCCCAGCUUACAGAAUGCUUUGGAAUUUCUCCAGACGGAUCAUAUCUUUUGGUUGUCAAACGCGGUCUUGACAAUCUUCACUUUCUUUAUGGAUACAGUCUCAUUGAACCUUUAAUGUCUCCAAACAAUCAUGAUCAAAAACUCUCUAGUACACUUUCCACUCCUUGCCUUACUUACUACUAUUGCUGGACUAAUGAUAGACAAGUCAACCAAGUAGUACUAUCCACGGAUAAUAAGUUUCUCGGCGUUUCAUACGACGUGGGCUAUGUCCAAGUCUUUGACCUUUUUAUUGCAUCUUUAUCUCCGUCUUCCUCUCAAGGAACAACAAAUCCCCAUUUUCCAAUAACUCCACCAGGAUCAAUAUCCCCAUUAUACCCAAUAGAACCCCGUGUUCUCUUUUCUAGACAGUAUCCUUCCCAUGUCAAAUAUCUUGCCAUUUCCGCACGCGGAGAAGUUCUUUUCCUGCGCGCCCAACGGCUAGGCGGCCUGGUAAUCGUCAACAUUCGCACCUCUGAAGAAAUCGAUAUCCCUCAUUACCGCCUUGAUCUUUCCAUGUCCCUUCAGUACGACGAUAAGGUCCUCAUGCUUUCUGGAUGGAAUGAAACAAUUAUAUUUGGUAAGGCUACACAUUCCUCCUCUCAACAAGACGACUCAGGGGAAAAUUCUCCAGCUAAAGGGUCUCUCUGGGAUUACUUUUUCUAUCAUGUCCAAAAUAACAUCUCUUCAUAUGUGCCAGUAGAACGUGCGGUUGCUCUUCAAAAACCAAACGCAUAUCUUGGCUUUGAUUGUAGUCGCCAAGGCGGCUUGACAGUAAAGGUAGUUUUAGAUGAAGAAGAAUUGAUGGGGUUUAGACCUCUUGAAAGGGUAUUACAGUAUGGUGUAGACGAGGAAGAGGAGGAAGAAGCAGAAGACGAGGAGGAAGAGGAAGAAGACUUGGGUGAAGAUGAUGAUGAUAAAAGUAUACAUACAAACGAUAUGCGGAGCACUCCGAACUUUACAAUCAUGGAAACAACGGUGGUUGCCGAUAACCAUUCUCAGCCCCACCCCCAAGAAAAUAACAGAGAUAUCGAGGAAAACAUUGGCAAUAACAAUGAGGAGGUCGAUGGUAAUGAAGGGAAUGAAGAGAACGAAGAGAACGAAGAAGAUGAGGAUGAGGAUGAGGAAGAAGAAGAAGAAGAAGAAGAAGAAGAAGAAGAGGAGGAGGAGGAGGAGGAAAACUUGCACAAGGCCGAAUUUCCUCUUUUUUCUCGGAAAAUCCUUGCCUUUUCUGAUCUCAUCUACUGUGUGACUCAAGACGCUUCGCUGUUUGCCAUUCUCUCCGGUACUCGUAUCUACAUUUACGUUCUUGCGCCAGAUGCGCUCUCAGACGGCUUCGUCACAGGAUAUCUUCCUCACCGUAUUGUUGAGCUCAAUCUCAAAAAAGAUAUUUACGAGCGUACUUCAUCCACCAUUUCACCCCAAGACAAUAAUGACGACCCGUCUUUGCUCCAAAGUGAUUUCGCCAACAACGGCAACAACGGCAACAACACACAGGAAACCCCUGCAAUACGUAACCUCAAGUUUGUCGGUAACACCCGCCUUCUCAUCUUCACAUCUAAACACAUCUUGCUGUACGACCUGGCGCGCGGGCCUCGCGCCGCUCUUCGUACAAAUCCUGAUCACCGGUUCCGGAUUGAUACCACUAUGUGUGUGACUGAAAUUUAA